AUAUAGUUAAUUUAAGUUAAAAAUGAAAAAGGUGGAAAUGAAAAAAUACAAGGAAAUAAAGAAGAUAUUGUUUUGACUACAAUGGUGAAUGAAUGUUGUUAUACAGCAACAAAAUGUUAACUGCUGUAAUGCUGCUGUUUCUUCUUCUUCCUUUUUCUCUCAGCUCUCCUACUGUUUGUUACGGUGUUUCUUUCCUGAACAUCAACUUGUCUCCUUCUCUACUACCAAACCAACCUAUGUUUGCGAGAAAAAAUGGUUUUGAGCAUCUCAAAGUGAGGUUCAUGUCAAUGAGUGCUUCUGUUAUUCCAUCUAUAUCAUCAUACGUACAUCCGCCUGAGCCCUUUUUGGAGCCUUCAGUUGAACCAGCUCCUUCUCCUUCACCUACAAGUCAAGGCCCUGUUGCCGCUCCUGCUGUUGUCAGCCGGCGGCGGCAUCGUCAUCAUUUUCGUCAUGGGAAGAUCACUCAUGUAAUUUCUCCGUCUCCGUCACCUCUAACAGGCUGCGAACAAACUUGUACGGAACCACUCACUUCAACUCCCAUUGGGUCUCCUUGUGGUUGUGUUUUUCCAAUGAAAGUCAGGCUGCUUUUACAAGUAUCUGUUUAUGCUGUUUUUCCUGUCGUAAAUGAACUCGAGAUUGAGAUUGCAAUGGGAACAUACCUUACACAAAGUCAAGUGGUUAUAACAGGUGCUAGUGCUGAUAGUCAAAAUCAGGAAAAAACAGCAGUUGAUAUAAAUUUAGUCCCACUGGGAGAGAAAUUUGAUAAUACUACCGCUUUACUCACUUAUGAUAGAUUUUGGCGGAAGAAACUAUCUUUAAAUAGAACCCUAUUUGGAGAGUAUGAGGUGGUAUAUAUAACUUACCCAGGGCUUCCUUCUUCACCACCUUAUGGAGAUCGCCCGGGGAGUGGACCAAAUGGAAGUCCUGGAAACCGACAAUUUCCUAUCACUGCAAACUUUGUUGGAAAAAGUCAGAAGAUGAACUCUAAAACCAUUUUUGUAAUUGUUUUAUCUGCAGUAGUACUCUUGGUUGUUUGCUGUGCAGCAGUUUCUGUUUUUAUAAAGUAUAGGAAGGUUGGUAGAUCCUCAAAUGCUGUUGGACCUGUUUUCACAACACCAACUAGCAAGAGGCGUGGGCCUCGAACAAUGUUAUCAAGUGAUCCAUCAAAUUCCACAUUUUCUGUCAUCUCUGCCAUGCCUACUUCCCUUCUCUCUGUGAAAACAUUUACCUUAGCUGAGCUUGAUAAGGCCACUGAAAAAUUCAGCUCAAAAAAAAUCUUGGGUGAAGGAGGCUUUGGUUGUGUUUAUCAUGGAAUCAUGGAAGAUGGAGCUGAGGUCGCUGUAAAAUUGCUUAAUAGAGAUAAUAACCAAAAUGGAGAUCGUGAGUUCAUUGCAGAAGUUGAGAUGCUAAGCCGGUUGCAUCAUCGUAACCUUGUUAAACUCAUUGGUAUAUGCAUUGAAGGACGUACUCGUUGCUUGGUCUACGAGGUUGUUCCAAAUGGCAGCGUUGAGUCUCAUUUGCAUGGUGUGGAUAAGGAGCGAGGACCACUUGACUGGGAUGCUCGAUUAAAAAUCGCUCUUGGUGCAGCAAGAGGGCUGGCUUAUCUUCAUGAAGAUUCUAAUCCACGUGUAAUUCAUCGUGACUUUAAAGCUAGCAAUGUUUUACUAGAAGAUGAUUUUACUCCUAAGGUAUCAGAUUUUGGGUUAGCAAGAGAGGCUACAGAAGGGAGCAGUCAUAUUUCUACGCGUGUAAUGGGAACUUUCGGUUAUGUCGCCCCUGAAUAUGCCAUGACGGGGCACCUCCUAGUCAAAAGUGAUGUUUAUAGUUACGGUGUUGUGCUGUUAGAGCUUCUAUCUGGAAGACAACCAGUUGACAUGUCACAGCCUCCUGGCGAAGAAAACCUUGUGACCUGGGCCCGUCCGCUUCUCACUACCAGAGAAGGUCUACAGCAGUUAGUAGAUCCCACUUUAUUUGGUACGUAUGACUUUGAUGACAUGGCAAAGGUGGCUGCAAUAGCUUCAAUGUGUGUGCAUCCCGAGGUAACUCAAAGACCUUUCAUGGGUGAAGUAGUACAAGCAUUAAAGCUCAUAUACAACGACAAAGACGAAGUAGGUGCCGACAACUCUACUCAAAGAGACUCUUCAGUGGUCGAGUCGGAUUUCAAAGGGGACCAUGCCCCUUCCGACAGUAGCUGGUGGAAUGCAGGCGGCGGUGCUACCCCACGGUUGACUUUUGGUCAAGCUUCUUCAUUCAUAACAAUGGAUUAUAGCUCAGGUCCACUUGAAGAUUUAGAAAACAGACCGUUUUCAGCUUCAAGUUUCGAUGGUGGGCUUGGUGCCUCAUUGCCCAUCAGCCACGGGAAUAGGUCAGGCCCUCUUAGGACAGUUCGGAGCAAGCCGUUGUUUUAUAGAUCAAAGGGAAGCAUGAGUGAACACGGUGGACUUCUCUCAAAGCCUUUUUGGAGUGAAGCUUCUUUCUAGCAUAUGAAAAAAGGAAGUGUUGUUUUUGAAGUGUGUACAGAACCGAAACACUAUCACUGAAGUUCAGUAAGUGGUCUCGGGUUGCGCUUGGGCCGGGUUUGUUGUAUGAGGUUUAAUGAUUAUAUAUGGAGAAAAAAGUGGGAGGGAAAAAAUGGCGGGGAUUGUAGUUUUUGACAAAUCUUGAUUUAAUUACAAUAUAAUUGGAAGCUGGAUAGUAUAGUAGGCUAAGUAGAUGUGCUGUAAUCUGUAUAUGUUGAUAUCUUAUCAAUGUUAUUUAUCUUUGUUCCCAUAGGUUAAA
Messenger RNA from Erigeron canadensis, 2778 nucleotides. RefSeq names its product receptor-like serine/threonine-protein kinase ALE2. The record is from RefSeq and is a predicted model, not a curated record. Gene Ontology annotation, molecular function: protein kinase activity; ATP binding. Bases 93 to 2480 code for a protein of 795 amino acids. Lineage: Eukaryota; Viridiplantae; Streptophyta; Magnoliopsida; Asterales; Asteraceae. Gene Ontology annotation, biological process: protein phosphorylation. The transcript has 9 exons.